Molecule: messenger RNA, 270 nt
Organism: Debaryomyces tyrocola
Lineage: Eukaryota; Fungi; Ascomycota; Pichiomycetes; Serinales; Debaryomycetaceae
Source: the annotation of a GenBank genome assembly
AUGUUGUCUUCGAAUGCAACAUCUCAGACUAACAAGAACUCUGAAAGAGAGGAGGAUCUAGUAGUAUACGAACGAGAAUCGAAUGAUAAUAUAACUAGACGUGUGAGCUUCGCGGUAGACCAAAAAUUAAUCAAACGGUUUCCGCCGGCGUAUUUUGGGACCGUGAUGGGAACUGGGGUUUCGAACUGUAUUUUGUACAAGUUCCAUAUGCAUCACGAUGGCUCGAGAUAUGUGGGUGUAUUAUGUUUGGAAUUGGGGUGGCAUUUUUGA